This is a messenger RNA of Closterium sp. NIES-65, 2799 nucleotides long. The record is from the annotation of a GenBank genome assembly. Lineage: Eukaryota; Viridiplantae; Streptophyta; Zygnematophyceae; Desmidiales; Closteriaceae.
AUGCCAUCCCCUUCUCCCAGGUUCCAUCCCCUUUUCCCAGAUUCCAUCCCUUUGUCCCUCAUUCCAUCCCCUUCUCCCAGAUUCCAUCCCCUUCUCCCCGAUUCCAUCCUCUUCUCCCAGAUUCCAUUCCCUUCUCCCAGAUUCCAUCCCCUUGUCCCAAAUUCCAUCCCCUUGUCCCAGAUUCCAUCCCCUUCUCCCACAUUCCAUCCCCUUCUCCCUGAUUCCAUCCCCUUCUCCCAGAUUCCAUCCCCUUCUCCUAAAUUCCAUCCCCUUCUCCCAGAUUCCAUCCCUUUCUCCCCGAUUCCAUCCCCUUCUCCCUCAUUCCAUCCCCUUCUCCGAGAUUCCAUCCCCUUCUCCCUGAUUCCAUCUCCUUCUCCCAGAUUCCAUCCCCUUCUCCCAGAUUCCAUCCCCUUCUCCCAGAUUCCUUCCCCUUCUCCCAAAUUCGAUCCCCUUCUCCCAGAUUCCAUCCCCUUCUCCCAGAGUCCAACCCCUUCUCCCAGAUUCCAUCCCCUUCUCCCUGAUUCCAUCCUCUUCUCCCAGAUUCCAUCACCUUCUCCCAGAUUCUAUCUCUUCUCCCCGAUUCCAUCACCUUCUCCCAUAUUUCAUCCCCUUCUCCCAGAUUCCAUCCUCUUCUCCCAGAUUCCAUCCCCUUCUCCCAGAUUCCAUCCCCUUCUCCCAGAUUCCAUCCCUUUCUAUUCCAUCCCCUUCUCCCAGAUUCCAUCCCCUUCUCCUAGAUUCCAUCCCCUUCUCCCAAAUUCCAUCCCCUUCUCCCAGAUGCCAUCCCCUUCUCCCAGGUUCCAUCCCCUUUUCCCAGAUUCCAUCCCUUUGUCCCUCAUUCCAUCCCCUUCUCCCAGAUUCCAUCCCCUUCUCCCCGAUUCCAUCCUCUUCUCCCAGAUUCCAUUCCCUUCUCCCAGAUUCCAUCCCCUUGUCCCAAAUUCCAUCCCCUUGUCCCAGAUUCCAUCCCCUUCUCCCACAUUCCAUCCCCUUCUCCCUGAUUCCAUCCCCUUCUCCCAGAUUCCAUCCCCUUCUCCUAAAUUCCAUCCCCUUCUCCCAGAUUCCAUCCCUUUCUCCCCGAUUCCAUCCCCUUCUCCCUCAUUCCAUCCCCUUCUCCGAGAUUCCAUCCCCUUCUCCCUGAUUCCAUCUCCUUCUCCCAGAUUCCAUCCCCUUCUCCCAGAUUCCAUCCCCUUCUCCCAGAUUCCUUCCCCUUCUCCCAAAUUCGAUCCCCUUCUCCCAGAUUCCAUCCCCUUCUCCCAGAGUCCAACCCCUUCUCCCAGAUUCCAUCCCCUUCUCCCUGAUUCCAUCCUCUUCUCCCAGAUUCCAUCACCUUCUCCCAGAUUCUAUCUCUUCUCCCCGAUUCCAUCACCUUCUCCCAUAUUUCAUCCCCUUCUCCCAGAUUCCAUCCUCUUCUCCCAGAUUCCAUCCCCUUCUCCCAGAUUCCAUCCCCUUCUCCCAGAUUCCAUCCCUUUCUAUUCCAUCCCCUUCUCCCAGAUUCCAUCCCCUUCUCCUAAAUUCCAUCCCCUUCUCCCAGAUUCCAUCCCUUUCUCCCCGAUUCCAUCCCCUUCUCCCUCAUUCCAUCCCCUUCUCCGAGAUUCCAUCCCCUUCUCCCAGAUUCCAUCUCCUUCUCCCAGAUUCCAUCCCCUUCUCCCAGAUUCCAUCCCCUUCUCCCAGAUUCCUUCCCCUUCUCCCAAAUUCGAUCCCCUUCUCCCAGAUUCCAUCCCCUUCUCCCAGAGUCCAACCCCUUCUCCCAGAUUCCAUCCCCUUCUCCCUGAUUCCAUCCUCUUCUCCCAGAUUCCAUCACCUUCUCCCAGAUUCUAUCUCUUCUCCCCGAUUCCAUCACCUUCUCCCAUAUUUCAUCCCCUUCUCCCAGAUUCCAUCCUCUUCUCCCAGAUUCCAUCCCCUUCUCCCAGAUUCCAUCCCCUUCUCCCAGAUUCCAUCCCCUUCUAUUCCAUCCCCUUCUCCCGGAAUCCAUCCCCUUCUCCCAGAUUCCAUCCCCUUCUCCCGGAUUCCAUCCCCUUCUCCCUGAUUCCACCCCCUUCUCCCAGAUUCCAUCCCCUUCUCCCGGACUCCAUCCUCUUCUCUUUGAUUCCAUCCCCUUCUCCUAGAUUCCAUCCCCUUCUCCCAGAUUCCAUCCCCUUCUCCCAGAUUCCAUCCCCUUCAUCCAGAUACCAUCCCCUUCUCCCAGAUUCCAUCCCCUUAUCCCAGAUUCCAUCUCUUCUCCCAGAUUCUAUCCCCUUCUCCCAGAUUCCAUCCCCUUCUCCCAGAUUCCACCCCCUUCUCCCAGAUUCCAUCCCCUUCUCCCAGAUUCCAUCCCCUUCUCCCAGAUUUCAUCCCCUUCUCCCAGAUUCCAUCCUCUUCUCCCAGAUUCCAUCCCCUUCUCCCAGAUUCCAUCCCCUUCUCCCGGAUUCCAUCCCCUUCUCCCAGAUUCCAUCCCCUUCUCCCGGAUUCCAUCCCCUUCUCCCUGAUUCCACCCCCUUCUCCCAGAUUCCAUCCCCUUCUCCCGGACUCCAUCCCCUUCUCCCUGAUUCCUUCCCCUUCUCCCAGAUUCCAUCCCCUUCUCCCAAAUUCCAUCCCCUUCUCCCAUAUUCCGUCCCCUUCACCCAGAUUCCAUCCCCUUCUCCCAGAUUCCAUCCCCUUCUCCCAGAUUCCAUCCCCUUCUCCCAGAUUCCAUCCCCUUCUCCCAUUCCAUCCCCUUCUCCCAGAUUCCAUCCCCUUUUCCCAAAUUCCAUCCCCUUCUCCCAGAUUCCAUCCCCUUCUCCAGAUUCCAUCCCCUUCUCCCAAAUUCUAUCCUCUUCUCCCUGA